Leptidea sinapis is the source of this 2976-nucleotide messenger RNA. RefSeq lists its product as uncharacterized. Lineage: Eukaryota; Metazoa; Arthropoda; Insecta; Lepidoptera; Pieridae. The transcript has 11 exons. The coding region runs from base 493 to 2973 and encodes 826 amino acids. The record is from RefSeq and is a predicted model, not a curated record.
CCGGCUGUAUUCAAAUCUAUCGACUAAAAUUAUAUUUUUCAUUUUAUUCUUCGGUGGAAAAUUUUAUUUCCAAAUGCUUAAAAUUAUAUAAAGUUUGUGAUUUAUUCUAAUUACUAUUUAUAUGUGUCGAUGUAUUUUCUCCUAAUGGGUAGUGUUCUGUGCAAAUUAACACCAAAAGAUGAAGUACGCGCUCGAACUGCUCUCGUUUAGAAUCUGAUUAGGGAAUAAUCUUCAAGCUCAAUAUACAAUACCUAUUUAUUGUUUAAAUCUGCAAACAGAGUCACAAACUAAUUGGCUAAUACCUACAUACAUACUUCAGAAUUCAGUCACAUAAGUGUUCAGCAUGGUUGAUUGUUCCCAAAGCCCAAAUAUUUUUUCCCAAAGUAGUAGUAUAGAAGAUGCAAACAGCAUGUCUCCGGUACGUUUUGUGUGAGAUAAUACCAAUUGUUUUAUUAAUUCCAAUUACCUAUCAAAAACUACUAUUAUUUUAAGAUGGAUGUGGAUACAUAUGCUUCCUUCAUAAAUAGUUUGAAAGAAUCUCUAGUACAACAGAAUUUAUCAGCAGAAAAUUUCACUUUAAUUAUUCAGGACUGUGAGAGGGGAAUUAUCCAGUGUAUGGAAAUGAUUAUAAAUAUGUUGGAGAGCACAAAUUUAGAAGGUGUUAAACUGAACACCUGUUUACAAGAUGCAAUUGAAAUCCUACAAAUGCUGUCAGAUUUUGUUAAGAAGAUCUUGGAAUCUAUGGUAUUGACAUGUGCUAAUAUGAAACUGUUUCCAACAACAGUAGCCAAAAUAAUCUUAUCUGUUUUUAAUCAUUGCAAGGAUAGUGAACAUAUGUAUGGUGAGCAUUUAAACAAAGUACAGCAAGUGUUGAAAGACUUGUUCCGUACUUGCCAUGAGUUGCAAGUCAUUUAUCUCAUGGCCUUGGAAAAUCAUUUCACAUUUAAUGUUACGGAGGUGGAUGAAUUAAAUAUAUUAUUAGAGACUUUAGAUUUAAAUCUGAAGAUUGGCGAUGUUGCACAGUUACUAGAUAUUAAAACUAUGGCUGCGCAAUGGAAGUAUUACACAAGCAUUUGUGACAAAUAUUCCAAACAUUUGUUGAAUAGAAACAUUUACAAUAAAUGCAGUAAACUGUUUGCUAAUUUAAUAAGGACUAAUAUGAGAACUGCUCUUGAGGUUGAAGAGGAAAAAAUUGCGCUAAGGUCCAUAAAAGUUGCGAGCUUUGGGAUAAUGAUACUGUUGAAAUUGACGAAUACGUUUAAGGAUGACGUGAAUAAUGAUUAUGAAAUUAUUGUUUGUUUGCUUUUAGACAUUGUCAUAUACGACAGUUCAUAUUUGAAACUAAUAUUAGAAAAGUCAACGGAAUUUAUAAACCUUGUUGAGAAGAAUGUAUCAAACGCUUUUGAGAGUUUGCUUGCUCAUCUGUUAUUGGAAAAUAAUUUCUUAAAGAGAAUCAUUCAAUUAGGAUCUCAAACACAUACAAGUGAUGAGGAAGUUCUUAGUAAACUGAUGCUUGUAAUAUCUGUCAUUAAAGGUGUAACUCUAGCAAAUAAGUCACAGGAUUGUGGAGACCUGAGAGUUAAUAUUUUAAAGACUUUGUUGAAUAUAAUUCCCAAUGGACAUGUUUGGUUCAACAUUGGCUUAGAAAUGACGACUCACGGCAAUAACAAAUUUGGAUUGUUUGAACAUUUGUUGGUCAAUACACUAGUAUAUGUGUCGAGCUUUACCACGGAAGAAUUCUCAAUGGUGGAGCGGAUAUUGUAUGAGACUGUACUGAGCUGUGAUAGUUACAGUGCGCUGUUUGCUGCUAAUCUAUGGAUUUUACUGAUCAGGUUAUGUGGUAAAACCAUACUUACAAACACACUACAGUGUCUCAUAAGGAUCCACCAUAAGUUGUCCCAACACAACUUGUUCGAUUCCUCACCACAGAAGAUUCACAUGACACAUCUGCUUCGGGGACUGUUCGAAAAUGUGUCACCAGAUCAAAGACUGGCCGUGUGUAAACAGUAUAACGUACUGGAUGAGAAUCAUUUUGACAUUUGGAUUGCUUUGAGAGUGUCAAAUUUACCAAAUAAUGUUGAAGGCAAUAUUAAAAAACGGAUUUUGGAAAGGAUUUGCAGAAUUCUAAAUAACUUGAAUUUAGGGGAUACAGAGCAAAAUGAUAUACUAAUAAAGCUUAUAAAUUUAGCAGCAACAUGUUCCUGUACAGAAUCUAAUCAAAUCAGUGAGCUGUUCGCGAAAGCUUGGAGGAAAGCAUGUCCUGUUUGUAUUCAGCUCACUAUUGGACCCCAGUUGAAUGUCGACACCUUGUGUUUGUAUAAGUAUGUGGAUGCUCUGACGGAGCUGGUGCGAAGCGCAGUAAAUAAAAUUAAUAAAAAAACGGCCCUCCAGAUAAUUCAUGUGAUGUCAACCAUAUUAAAAACAAGGAGUCCACCAUUUGUAAGUGUUCUGUUGGAACAAUAUUGUAAUCUGUGGCUUGCACAUACAGCUGAUGUCAUCAAUUUUGCCGAUAACCCACUUGACAUUUUGAGUUCACUCGCUACAGAGAAUCGUACAAAAAUACUAGUUUAUAAUGUUGUUAUGAGCAAUAUAGAAUUAUACAAUAUUGUCAGUGAAGAGCCAUUUUAUAAACUAUUAUCAGAUAUAGAAAGUAGGCGAAAUAGUAUUUUGGAAUUAAAAGAGGAGUUGUUACUCGUAUCUGAGGGUAGAUUUGCCCAUAAAUGUCUAAGUUCCAAAUUGGAAACUCAAGAACAGAAUAAUUUUGAUCUGGCUGAUAUUGAUUCGUUGUUUGACACAGACGGACAGGAGCCAGCGUCUAAACGGGUCAAGUUGAAUUUGAACGAAGCUGAUGAUCUGUUGAACAAGUUAGAAGAAGCGGCUUCUGAGCUCUGUGCUAUGACUGUGUUUUCUGCCCCUCAGAGACGCAGAGUAUCUGAUGUUUGUAAUAUCUUAAGAAAUAUAUGUGAACAGUGACAA